This is a messenger RNA of Bombyx mandarina (wild silkworm), 2531 nucleotides long. RefSeq names its product neuronal membrane glycoprotein M6 (gene M6). NCBI's taxonomy places the organism in Eukaryota, Metazoa, Arthropoda, Insecta, Lepidoptera, Bombycidae. Gene Ontology annotation, cellular component: plasma membrane. Gene Ontology annotation, biological process: neuron projection development. The record is from RefSeq and is a predicted model, not a curated record.
UUAUUACACUAAUUAUGAAAAAUAAAAUAAUUCUCAGAUUGCCAGAAAAUUUCAGCAAUUUUUAUUUAUUUUGUUCUGUUAAUAUGUGUACACUCAACUUUUGUUCGGUCGUUGGUUUGUUCGCCUUCGUCAUCUUGACCAUAGACAAUAAGAAUCUUGAAUCUUGACAUCAGUGAACUCAAAAACAUUAAAUAGUUUUUUGUUCAGUGUAUAAUUGUGUAUCUUCGGACCAAAAGUUUUGAUUCUAAAAGUGAAUAAGAAUUAACAAAAUAAUGGGGGACGCGUGUCAAGCUUGUCUAACAAGGGUGCCACAUGCAACCCUUAUCGCUACAAUAAUGUGUUGUCUAGGCGUGGGUGUGUUUUGUGGGACCAUGUACCGUGGAUCUGCACUCUCCAUCCUUAUGUUCGACGAAGUAUUCCACUUUCGAUUGAUUUGGAUUGAAGCCCUGCAGAUGAUAUUCAUUGUGGGAAGUGCAUGCAUGGCAGCACUAGGAUUUAUGUUACUUUGUCUAGGCUGUUUGACUACAGGUGCAACUCGCCAGAAAGUUUAUCGGGCGUGGAGAGCUCGGGUCGGUGGGAGAAUAUCGUGUGCCGUUUUUAUGAUCAUAACAUAUAUUUUGACCUUUGUUUGGAUAGUGUUGCUAGGAUUUCUAGUAAUAACAACAUUUUUGUUCACAAUAUUCUGGAAAUUAUGUUCAAAACCAGAAAAUAUUGUAUCAUCAACUUGUAUAGAUUUCACUCAAUUCGACUUCAUGUUUCCUUCAACGGUGAAGCAAGAAGACAUGAAAAUAUGCGAACCACACAAAAUAAAACUUUUUUGCAAAGAUUACGUUGAAAAAGCAGAAUUUAUGUUUAUCCUUGCAAUGGUGUCAUGUAUCUUAGUCAUAUUGAGUUUAGUGCAUUAUUUGAUGUGCUUAUCAGCUAAUUAUGCACAUAUCCGUGAUCAUGAAAAGUUCCAGGAGCUUCAAGAGCUACAGUACCUGACCAACCCAGACUUGCAUGCCUCUAAAGACCGUUUCUAGUAUAUGGCCCGCGCACCAUUGCUGCGCUCACUAGAAGCUACCACAAAAAUGUGACAUGGUUAAACAGAACCCAACAAUUAAAUUCAACAAGUGUUCAUUAUUCAGUGAACAAAAGACUGACUAUCAGUGAAUUAUGUGUAGAAAAUAAGAGAAAGAAAAAUGUAAACAUAUCACGGCUGAUAAAUAUAAAAAAUAAUAGUUUUAGUUUUGUAUUUUGUUACUUCUAACAUUCCUUUGGUUGUUUAAUUGAAUUUUUAUUAAUUUUUAUGAUUUUCCAUUCUGUUAUUGUUGUUUGUACGGCAUAAGACAUAAAAUAUGUGUACUUAAUGUCUAUAUUAUCUAAUAUAGUUUAAAUUGAGUAUAUUACAUUUUAUCAUAGAACUUAGUACAAAUAUUACUAGCUACAUUACUUAGUACAAUUUUUAUGGGCUCCGGUAACCACUUAACACUAGGUGGGCUGUGAGCUCGUCCAACCACCUAAGCAAUAAAAAAACAAAUAACAGUAUAUUGAAUGGAAUGUAUUAUUAUUUAAGAUGAUCAAAAUUGUCAAUUCAACUUUAUAGUCUACUAUGUAUGUUGAGCAACAGUAGAUUAGACUGAACUGACUUCCCAUAGAUUAGACUGAACUGACUUCCCUCUAUUCUUUUUUAUGUCAAUUGAAAUAAACAUUAUAUCCAUAAGAUGGAGUAAACCUAUUAGCAGUUCAUUAACAUUGUAGAUUUCAUUUCAAUUUCAAAUUGCUGCUUUUGGGCCUGUAUCGUACUGUAUCAUACAGGCCCAAAAGAUACAUAUAGUAAACCUAUCACAAAAUAUGUAAAGGUGAUUUUAGAUGAUUGCCAUUAUAAUUUUAAUAACAGUUGUUCAGAUACUUCGUUAAUAAUGAUAAAAUUUUCAGAAGUACAAAAUAUUUUUAUAUCAACAGUCCACUAUGGUAAGGGAAUGUGUGUUAGAUUAUAAUAAUGUAGCGUUCUAGAUUUAAUAGUAUUAAAGUGAAAGUUUUCAUAAUUUGUUACUGCUGCAUUUUGAAUACGUAACUCAAUUUUUAAUCAAAUUUUAUCCCACCACAUAUUUUUCUAUUAAACCUUGCAAAUUUGCAAAAUUUUUACUAAUGUAUAAUAAUAAUUUAAGAAGCUUUUUUAUGCUUAUUUGUAAGUUCUACAGCUGUUUAUGGCAACUAAAAUUUUGUUACAUUUAUAUAAAUAAAAUAAGUUUAUCUAUUUUAUAUAUAAGUCUUUCAAUGACUUGUUUCAACCCAGAAUAGCUUUACCUCAUUGCCCUUUGUUAUUUCAAUUAUGUACUGUAAAUAAAUAUAAAGACAAUCAAAAUGAUUCGAAGUAAUCAAAGCAGACAAUAACAAAUGUUUAAAAUACCUAUGAUUCCAAAUUGGGGUCACUUUAUAUUAUAUUAUAUAAUUACUUAUUUACAGUGGCUUUUGUAAUUUGUACCAUGAGCAGCAUUAUGUAUAUUAUAGUUAAAAGUUAUUUGUAAUAAACAAUUGUAUACAAAUAA